Cladocopium goreaui is the source of this 2374-nucleotide messenger RNA. Lineage: Eukaryota; Dinophyceae; Suessiales; Symbiodiniaceae. The record is from the annotation of a GenBank genome assembly.
UGUCAAAAUGCAGCCGGCGGAAGCGCAUCCUGCCCUGGGCACUGCAGUUCUCUUCAACGAGAAUCUCCCACAUAUAGCUGGAUCUUUACAAGAAAGCCUCCGACAACAUUUGCUGUUGAAACACGAUCAAUGCGGUGCUGCAGCUUCAGCAAAGAGGGAAGUGAUCCAUGCACUCCAAGAUGCGCAGCUGGAUGUAGAGGCAAAGGUGGAAUUGGAGGUACCAUCUCUCUUGAAGAUCUAUAACGCCUACUCGGACUACAUCGUUGGCUGCCCUCAAGCUGUUCUGCAGGCAACAGCUGCGAAGCUCGAAGGUCUUUUGCAGCAUUUGCGGUCAACCUGUUCACAAGAGUUAGUCCACGCAUGCAGAAUGACCACCCCCUUCAUGUUCGAUGUGUUCAUCUACUAUUUGCUCUUGAAGUACGGGCUGGUUGAUGCGUACUCGAGCCAUGCGAAUGUGACUGCAGAGGAUGUCUUCCGCGGUUGGCCGAUCGAACAGCACGAGGGCCGCGUGUGGUUCCUUUUUGGCGCUUUGUGGAGGGUAAUAUGGCGCGAAAGGGAUUAUUGCGCUUGUGUGGAAGCCUACGAUUACUACACAACUAUGCAUGCCCUUUUUGAGACCUUGCACAUAGGCCGUGGAGACUUGCAUGGCCGGCUACAGCGCAAAAGCAGUGAAAUUCGAAGAAUGGUUGAGGCAGCAGAGCAUUGUGAGGAAUGGUUGGAGAAGGACUUCCAACGGAUUUUUUCAUCGUACGCAAAGCACUCUGCAUGUCUUCCAGGUGCCUUGAUGGAAAACAUCAUAUGCUUGCAGCGCUGGCUGCUGGCUGGUAAGGUUGUGGGGAGCCUCAACACUGCUGAGAUGAUGGUGAAAUUACUCACCCUCAGCGACACCUGUCUGGAGGACACUGCCUGGCCGUUCACCAAGGCGGAUGUCCAGUACAACUUUGCGCGCUUGGCUCAAAAUUGGCGAGCUGGCAACGUGGCGUGCCAUGCAAUGAACAGAUUCGGUGAACAGCUGGAAGAACAUGGCUGCCCCGAGAAGUUGAGCAAUGAAGCCCUGGGACACCUUCUUUGGAAACCCUCACCACUUCAGCAGCAUGGCGCAAAGGUUGAAUGCAUCUUCGAUUUGUCAGAUGUGUGCAUUGCGAACGGCGUAGUCACGGUUCGCAGAGCACCUGGAUUGCCGGAGCAGCUGCAGACAUGCUCUGAGACAGGGCGAAAUCGGCACAAGCUCAAACACAGCGAUUUCAGUGAAUCCUCCUUCGAAUUCGAUAGAGAGACUGUCGGAUUUGUUCUCAACUUGCCUGAAAGCGGUGACAACGUCUGGCACAACCUGCACUGGAUUGUUCCUGCGGCAGCGCGCGUGCAUGGCCGCAGACAAGCCAGCCUUUCUGGCGAGAGAUCUCUCCGCCCAGUCAGCCCUGACAAUGUGCUUCUCAUUCUGCUGUUUGAUGGUUAUGAGUUUCGCGAGGAUGAACUGCAGGUGGAUCUCCCCAAGGAGAAAAUCGAGCUGGAGAGAGCGUUGCAGAAGCAGCGCUUUGAGCAGUGGGUAGUCAGGCACGCACCCUUGCUGCGGCUCUUAACUUCGUCGCCCCCGGUGAUGCUUCACACGUUGCGGAGCCGUUGCUUCAAGCAUGUGCUUUGGGGUCAUGCAGAGAUGCGGGCAGAUCGGGAACUCAAGCACGACACUGCCGUUGGCAUCAAAGACGUGGAGAUCUUCAAGAAUGCCCUGAAUCACCUGCACGGCCAAGAGAUGGAUGCCAUGGCUGCAAAAUUUUGGCGGUUGGAUCCGCCUAAAGCAAUCUAUGGCUCCCAGUCAUCUCAGCAGCGAGGAGCAGGUGCUGGCGCAACAGUGUCGGUGCUCAUUAUUCAGCGAUCAUUUGCACACGGUAGGGCCUUUCUGACGUGGUCCAAUCUGACCCAAGCACUGUCGCCUUUGGCAGGGGCUGGGCAGAUAGCUUGGAGAGCAUUAGAUGACCUGGAACACAGACCGCUCUUGCAACAGGCAGCAUUCUUCCGUAGUGCUGAUGUCCUUGUUGGCGCAGUUGGCGCGGCACUAGGAUGGAUGCUACUGAUGAAGCCGGGCAGUCAAGUUUUGGAGUGGAUUCCGCGAGGGGUACAGCCAUGCUUGUACCGCUGCAGUGAGGAAUGGAAUUCUGACUAUUUGGGCAUGUUCGGAGGCUUGGGCAGGCUAGCUCAAGUAGAUCAUGUCUGCUUGCGCAGUGAUCCUAAGCCGCCACAGGUGCCAGAUGCCAAGAGGUUCUCUGCUACUAGGGCAACGGCAAGAGAUGCCUACUGGAGACUUGAGAACUUGCAGAUUGACCUCGAAAAGUUCACUCGCUGGGUUGAAGAAGGAGUUCGGCGAGCGGCCGGAAAA